Messenger RNA from Xenopus laevis (African clawed frog), 1780 nucleotides. RefSeq names its product protein kinase, AMP-activated, beta 2 non-catalytic subunit S homeolog (gene prkab2.S). Gene Ontology annotation, biological process: signal transduction. NCBI's taxonomy places the organism in Eukaryota, Metazoa, Chordata, Amphibia, Anura, Pipidae. The record is from RefSeq and is a predicted model, not a curated record. The transcript has 8 exons. Gene Ontology annotation, molecular function: protein kinase binding. Gene Ontology annotation, cellular component: cytoplasm; nucleus; nucleotide-activated protein kinase complex. Bases 182 to 997 code for a protein of 271 amino acids.
GAUGCAGGCCUGUUAGCGAGGGAAGCCAGUUUGUCCAGCACAGUCUAUUUGCUGCGUGUGACAAGCGCCUGUGGUAUGUGUCACUGUUAGAGCUGAGAGCUAUUCCAGGCAUUGCACAGGGGCUUGUCCGCUCGUUUCCAAGGAAAAGGGCCCUGCAGCUCCCGGGUAGCCCGGGCCAGUUAUGGGUAACACUGCAAGUGACCGCAUUUCUGGAGAUCGGCAUGGCAAGUCCCACCGUGCAGAUGGAGCAACUGGGGGACACUCAACAAAGGAGCAUGAGGAAAACAAAAUCAUGGUCGGAAGCACAGAUGACCCAAAUAUCUUUAGCACUCAAGAAUCCAAGCACCCUAGUGACUCAACAUGGCCCCAGGACUCAGAGGAUCCUGGGAAAUCAUAUCAGCAGGGUCGUCCUACUGUAAUCCGUUGGACAGAAAGUGGAAAAGAAGUCUUCAUAUCUGGGUCAUUCAACAACUGGACUGCCAAAAUCCCACUGAUUAAAAGCCACAAUGACUUUGUUGCCAUUUUGGACCUUCCAGAGGGAGAGCAUCAGUACAAGUUUUUUGUGGAUGGGCAAUGGGUACAUGACCCUUCUGAGCCUGUGGUCACCAGCCAGCUUGGUACAAUCAACAACUUGAUCCAUGUUAAAAAGUCGGAUUUUGAAGUAUUUGAUGCUUUAAAACUGGAUUCAAUGGAAAGUUCUGACACAUCAGCUAGAGACUUGUCAAGUUCCCCCCCUGGACUUUAUGGCCAAGAGUUAUAUGCCUACAAGCCAGAAGAACGAUUUAAAUCACCUCCUAUCCUUCCUCCCCAUCUUCUCCAAGUUAUACUUAACAAAGAUACCAACAUCUCUUGUGAUCCUGCGCUCCUUCCAGAACCCAAUCACGUCAUGCUAAACCACCUGUAUGCUUUGUCAAUAAAGGAUGGGAUAAUGGUUCUUAGUGCGACCCAUCGCUAUAAGAAGAAGUAUGUCACCACUUUACUGUACAAGCCAAUUUAGAUAGAGGCAUCCUGCCUGUGUGUGUGAAAUAAAAAUGGACUGUACAUACCGUAUGGAUGAACAGGCUGAACCACUGGCUUACACUUGGCAAGUGUUUGUGGUCCAUCGUAUAAAUAUGGUGGACUUAGCAGGGUGUUCUUGGACAGGAAGAAACGGUAUUUGCAUUGUCUGCAUUCCUUCCUGUAUCACAAUAAGCAGUCACAUAAUAAUUUGCACCACUGACCGUUUUAUACUGACACUGACUUUAAAUGCAAGUACACUUUAGAAACUAGCAGAACAAGGACCCGAUGAGUAUGUUAAAUACAAGAAACAGGAAUAAAUUGAGGGUAGGAUCGGCUUAAGUCUUUCCUGGAAUCGUGAAUGGCACAUUGUUUGCUUUCUUCUUCUAUUGGUAUCUUGAACCAAAAUAUCCAGAAGAAAGCAUAAAUGGAAAGAUUAACAUCUAAACAUGUUCUAUAACAUUUUCAUGUAUGACUCUAACAAGUGUUAAUACUUAUACAUAGUGUUACAGUGUUAUCUUGCAAAGUAGAACAAACACCACUCACAUAAGUAUGUUAUAAAUGAAUAAAUAUGUCUGUAUCUGAGAAUGUAUUUGCUUAUACACUGUCCUUUCACGUGUUACAAAACAGUUCUGAGAAUGGUCAGUCUUAGAUCUAACAUUCUUAGUACUGUGGCUUGGUAUGAUAGUUUUAAAGUGGACCUGUCACCUACACAUAAAAAGCUGUAUAAUGAAAGUCCUUUGCAAAUUAAACAUGAAACCCUAAUUCUUUUUUUCUUUAAAAC